AUGUUCGCGCGUGAAUCCUGUUGAGAUAUUGCAGACGGUCGAUAUUUGCAGUCGGCCAAGAGUUUCUUCCCUAGAAAAAAAGACAAAAAAUAAUCAUGGUGCUGCAAAAAAUGAUUCAUAAAAAGCUGCAGAAAAUCAAGAGCAAAAAGAGAGGUCACCCUGGCACCGUCUCUAAUGGGCUUGGAUUGGUCAGCGGAGGCGGCGGAGGUGGCGGUGUGCCGAGCCGGGGCUCGCGGAGCGACUGCGAGGCCAUGAUGAUGGUGGCCGACCUCUCAUCGGCGACCUCCCCCGAAUUCAACAAUAACCAAGUUUCGCCCACCCCCGCCCCCCUCCCGCCGGAGGAACUAGCACUACUCGCCAAGCUGGAGGAAGCAAAUAGACUUAUCGAGUCCGACUCGAAAUCCCUGCAUUCCUUUUCGAACAACAGCGGUCAUUCCAGGAAAAGCUCAGACACCUCACAAAUAUCCCUCACAUCCGGUACCAGCUCCAGUCAGGAUCAUGGUAUCACUGAAGGAGAGGAAACGGACUUGGACAUCUGGGGUCGUAUCGUCAACGAUUUUGACCACUACUCGAAGAAGAAGAACAAUAUUCUCAAGGAGCUCGUCAGGAAAGGCAUACCAGAUGUAUGGCGGAAUAUGUCGUGGCAACUCCUAUGUGGAGCACUGGACUCACCUCUUAAACAACAGUAUGCAGAAUACAUUAAAGCAACAUCAGUUUGCGAAAAGGUGAUACGCAGGGAUAUUGCUCGGACGUAUCCUGAGCAUGAUUUCUUCAAGGAAAAGGAUGGACUAGGACAAGGAAGCUUAUUCAACGUGAUGAAAGCCUAUUCUUUGCAUGACAGAGAAGUUGGUUACUGUCAAGGUUCUGGAUUCAUUGUUGGCCUUCUUCUGAUGCAUAUGCCGGAGGAAGAGACUUUUGCAGUUUUUGUGAAAAUCAUGCAAAAUUAUCGAAUGCGGGAUAUGUUUAAGCCAUCCAUGGCAGAAUUAGGUCUUUGCAUGUUUCAACUAGAGAAUCUUGUUCAGGAACUUCUACCGGAACUAUUUAUUCAUUUUCAAUCUCAAAAUUUUCACACUAGUAUGUAUGCAAGCAGCUGGUUUCUAACGCUGUUCACAACAGCCUUUGCCACUCCGACUGCCAAUAGGGUUAUUGACGUCUUCCUCCUAGAAGGAAUGGAAAUAAUUUUCAAAAUCGCUUUAGCUCUGCUCCAAGUUAAUGAACAGGAUCUCUUAGCUCUUGAUAUGGAAGGCAUGCUCAAAUUUUUUCAAAAAACCUUACCUUCAAGAGCUGACAGCAAUCUAGAUGAAUUAAUGGAAAUAGCAUAUAACAUCAAAAUUAGUUCGAAGAAAAUGAAAAAACUAGAAAAGGAAUAUGUUAUAAUGAAGAAGAAAGAACAGGAAGAAAUGGUAGAAUUAAAGAGAUUACGAAAUGAGAACAAAUUACUGAAGCAGAGAGUAGAACUUUUAGAGAAUGAAUCAACUGAACUAGCAGAUCGUCUUGUAAGGGGCCAAGUCUCGCGAGCGGAGGAAGAAGAAACCACGUUCGUCGUACAGCGAGAACUAGCAGCUCUGAAGCACACUCAUUUAGAAACCUCGCAUAGGCUGGAACUUGCUCAAGAAGAAAUUAGGAACCUAUCUCUGAUGAUCGAACAGAAUAAUACAUCAUGCCAGUCAUCUUUAGAAGAAGUUACAGCAAAGAGAGAGUUGCUCACUCAAAAAGAAGAUAUGAUUCAUUGUCUACAAGCGGAGCUAGUCAAAGUACGAUUAAGAGAAGCAGAAAAUGAGGUCUUAAUCAGAGAUCUUCGAGAUAGGAUUCAAGAAUUAGAAGAGGAUAAAAAAAGGCUUCGAGAAACAGUAGUGGAUAACUCUGUUGCUCAUCUUCAAGAGGAGCUAAUUGCCGUCAAAUUGAGAGAGGCCGAAGCAAAUUUGUCUCUGAAGGAAUUGCGACAGAGAGUCACUGAGCUCAACAUGCAAUGGCAAAAACACUUGCAGGAACGAAAACUGGAUCCUCCACCGCCUCCUGACUCAACGCCAAAGAAAAUAGGUCAGCUAAUAGGUUGGAAUAGUCAAGAAACGCAAAAGCUUGAAGAAGAAUUAAUGACAAGUAGGUUACGGGAAAUGGAAGCCGUCUCCGAACUGAAAGAACUCAGGUUAAAGGUAAUGGAACUAGAAACGCAGGUUCAAGUUAGUGGUAAUCAACUGCGCCGCCAAGAUGAAGACAACAAAAGACUGAAGGAAGAAAUAGAAAAUUUAGAAUCCCAACAAAAAGAAUUGCAUUCUAAACUAAGAGAGCAGCAGCACAGAUAUUCUGAUUUAGAAUCCAAGAUGAAGGAUGAUCAAAUGAUGGCCAGAAUUCGGGAUGCUGAGCAUACGCAACUAGUAGCUGAGCUUACCCAAAAAAUUUCUCGAUUGGAGCUUCAGAAUGAAGAGAUGGUUGCAGAAGGUGAACUGAGAGGCAAUGCUGAUGACAGUGAUAAAGUUCAUGAUCUUCAAAACAAAGUUGCUGACCUAAAAGCAGAGAUUGCAAGAUUAGAAAACUGGAAAGAACGGUGGACAGGAAAUCAGCACCAAGCCGUAAAAGAAAAAAGAUCUGCCUCGAUCGAAAGUGAACACGACGAACUUUCGGAGCUGCGCCUUAAAUUAAAUGCAGAUUCAACCCCUGUAUCAUAGUAUUAAUCCUAGUGCAAUUUUCUAGAAACUAUUGUUUAGGUAAGUUUUUCAAUUGAAUAACUGUCGAUAUUGUUCCUUCAGGAAUCAUGGGGACAGAAUUGUUACGUUCCCUGAAAUUAUGAACAUUUCUGGUAAAAAAUCUAAGUUGUGUAAAUUUAUUGUUAAUUAUUAUGGAUGACCGCGAUUGUGAUAUAUUAUUUUACUGUGUUUCCGCGGUGCAUGUUUUAAUUUAGAAUUGUCUCACUUUUCUCUAACUUAUUCAAAUAAAUUUAUGUUUUCAUUUUAUGUACUUAUUUGGUAUCCUAAUUUAUUCAUAAUGAUUAUCGAAUAGUAUUUGAGUAAAAAGUAUUAAAAGAUGUAGUAAUAUAUCACAAGUUACUUGAUAGCUUAAUGUGGUUCCUAUAUUGGGAGAAUGUGCAAACGCUGUUUCAAAAACUGGCAAAAUUAUGUUUUUAAUUUUCAAAUUUUAUAUGAAAGUACGUUACAUGCUUGGAAAAAGUGACAAAUUUAUGACCAAGUCAUAUAGGCAUUAUCAAAGAUUCGUAAUGACAAUGUAAUUCUAAAAGAAACGAAAUAUCUAUGUUCCAACAAAUAUUUUUUGUUUAUCACUCUCUGAAGAUUAAAAAUCUUAAUUUAUUUAUUAAACGUACAUUAAUCUUGCUAUGAAUGACUAUCAGCUCUCCUGUUGAUGAUGUUCAGUGCUGAUUGCUCAUUUUGUGGAGAACUGUUAAUUGAGUUUAUUUCCAAAUGUACUCUGUAAUCCAACAUAAUGAAACGCUUUCUUCUCUUUUCUUUAAAAAAAAUAACUAGAUCCUUCCCUUGGUUAUACUCAUUUGCAAUGGUCUGCUGUGCUGUUAAAUGUGUUUCUCUCUCCUCAGAUUAACCCAUGUUACUAAACUCCAUUCAUAACCUGUUCUAAGUCUAGUUCUCCCAUAGUGUAACCAUCCAGACACCUACACUCAAAAUACCUCCCAUAUUGUCCAAUUUUCAAGUGCUCCUUUAAGUUUUCAAGGAUUAUCUCCUGUGAUAAAAUAUUUGAAAGUCUCUUCAUGUGCAAUAAUUCAUCUGAUGCUUCAGAUGCAAGAAACAACAAAAAGCGAAAUUUUUCAUCUAAAAUCACACACGGAGCAAAUUUUAUUUACAAUUUGCGUUUUUUUAUU
This is a messenger RNA of Bemisia tabaci, 3826 nucleotides long. The record is from RefSeq and is a predicted model, not a curated record. NCBI's taxonomy places the organism in Eukaryota, Metazoa, Arthropoda, Insecta, Hemiptera, Aleyrodidae.